AUGGAGCCCAGGGCCUCAAGUGGUAGUCUAUCGGAGCCCAGGGCCUCAGGUGGUGGUUCAGCGGAGCUCAAAGCCUCAGGUGGUGGUCUGGUGGAUCUUAUGGCCUCUAGUGGUGGUCCGAUGGAGCUCAGGGUCUCAGGUGGUUAUCCAGCGGAAAUCAAGGCCUCAUGUGGUGGUUUGGCUGAGCGCAGGGCCUUAGGUAGUGGUUUGGUUGAGCCUAGGGCCUCAGGUGGUGGUCCAGCGGAGCUCAAAAGCCUCAGGUGGCGGUCCAACGAAGCCCAGGGCCUCAGCAUUUUGAUUUUGGAUUUUCUUCUUGGCGAGAAAGGAAAAAAGAUCUGCAUCCUUCUUGAGGAAGAUUCUAACGGUUUGGCUCUUUCCACUUUGGCGGCCAUCGACGUCGCGCAGUCUUCCGCUGUCGGUUGCAACUCGAAAAUGCUUCAAGCUGAUACUGCUUGGUUUUCCUCCUGCCAAUGUGUUGUUUGGAGAGGAAACGUGGUCGGGAAUCGUGCGAUGAAGAUGCGGGCGGAGACGAUAUCGAUUGUGGAUUUUGGAGGAUUGGAGACGGGCGGACGCUGAUAACGAAGGCGUUCGAAUAGGAUGGCGAUCUAUAGGAUCGAGCACUUGAAUCGUCCGGCGGUACGCUUCCUUCUUUUACGUUCCCUGCCCGGAGUCUGGGCUCACUGGAGCGAUCUCACCAGCUACAUGACCUUUUCUCGCCAAGGCGCGGUCAUCAGGGCCACAACAGAGAGCUGGCCUUUGAUUGAUCCUUUGCCAUCUUAUGGGAGAGGCCGCGAGAAACCGGGUGGGAGAUAUAUGAGUCUGAUUCAUGGCGACGGGCUUAAUGAUGUUAUUAUAACAGGGGACAAUGGGACAAUAGAUGGACAAGGUGUUGUAUGGUGGAAUAUGUGGAGACAAAGAACACUGCCCUUCACAAGACCUCAUCUAUUAGAAUUAAUGCAUACUACGGAGAUCAUUAUCUCUAAUGUGGUCUUUCAGGAUUCACCAUUUUGGAACAUUCACCCUGUUUACUGCAGCAAUGUGGUAAUAAAUAAUGUAACCAUAUUGGCUCCACGUGACUCUCCUAACACUGAUGGUAUUGAUCCCGAUUCCAGCUCCAAUGUGUGCAUUGAAGACAACUACAUCUCAACAGGAGAUGAUCUCGUAUCAGUAAAGAGCGGAUGGGACGAAUAUGGAAUUGCCUAUGGCCGGCCUAGCUCCGGCAUCACCAUUCGACGGCUCACAGGCUCUUCACCAUUUGCCGGAGUCGCCGUGGGAAGCGAAACAUCCGGCGGCAUCGAGGACGUCAUUGUCGAGCACGUAAACCUCAGCAACACCGGCUUUGGAAUCCACAUAAAGACUAACGAGGGAAGAGGAGGCUACAUCAGAAACAUAACAGUUACAGAUGUUAACAUGAACGUCGUCCGGAUCGGAAUUAAAAUUGCAGGCAAUGUAGGAGACCAUCCUGAUCAGAAAUUCGAUCCAAAGGCUGUUCCAGUGGUUGAUGGAUUGACAGUGAAGGACGUUUGGGGAAACAAUGUGCAGCUUCCAGGCUUAAUUCAGGGCCUCAAGAACUCGCCAUUUACUCGGAUUUGUCUCUCCAAUAUCAAAUUUGAAGUUGUUCGGGUGCAAGAAGUGCCAUGGAAGUGUGCGGAUGUAACUGGUUCUGCUUCGGAAGUGGAGCCUUCACCGUGUACUGAGCUUGCUACUCCUUAUGGGCCUAACUUAUGUGCAAAUGCUAUAUGAUGUAAGGUUCCUUAUGUUGAUGAAAUUGCUACGUUAGAGCUGAGGAAGAGGAGUCGUUGUUGGGAAUUGUAGUGAGAAGUUUCCAACGUCCAUUUAUUUCGUUUCCUGUGUUGAGAGCCUGCGACUUACUAAUUGUAACUUCUGCUUUCAAUUUUAAAGCUUCAUUUCUUGGAAAAACUCGAACAGUCUUUUUUAUA
Dendrobium catenatum is the source of this 1940-nucleotide messenger RNA. RefSeq names its product probable polygalacturonase. Gene Ontology annotation, molecular function: polygalacturonase activity. The record is from RefSeq and is a predicted model, not a curated record. Gene Ontology annotation, biological process: carbohydrate metabolic process. Lineage: Eukaryota; Viridiplantae; Streptophyta; Magnoliopsida; Asparagales; Orchidaceae.